Messenger RNA from Pseudomassariella vexata, 1635 nucleotides. Its product is annotated as Pre-mRNA splicing factor PRP21 like protein-domain-containing protein. The transcript is spliced from 2 exons. Gene Ontology annotation, cellular component: catalytic step 2 spliceosome; U2-type prespliceosome; U2 snRNP. NCBI's taxonomy places the organism in Eukaryota, Fungi, Ascomycota, Sordariomycetes, Amphisphaeriales, Pseudomassariaceae. The coding region runs from base 1 to 1635 and encodes 544 amino acids. Gene Ontology annotation, molecular function: RNA binding. Gene Ontology annotation, biological process: regulation of alternative mRNA splicing, via spliceosome; mRNA cis splicing, via spliceosome. The record is from RefSeq and is a predicted model, not a curated record.
AUGGCCGCGACGACUAACGGGGAUGCAGCUGCCGUACUUGAUGACAUUAAACCACCUCAGGGUGUCGUCCUCCCCCCAAAAGAAUUCAGAACUAUCCUCGAAAAGACAGCAGGAUUUGUUGCCCGAAAUGGUAUUACCUUCGAAGAUCGCAUUCGCGAGCGAGAGAAACACAAUCCCAAGUUUAGCUUCUUGAGCAACGCCGACCCCUACAACCCCUUCUACCUAUGGCGACUCAGCGAGAUCAAGGAGGGUCGAGGCACCGCUGUCGCAGCUGGCCGCGCAGAUGAAGCUGCUGCGCCUGUGGAGGCGAAACCCGCUGGUCCUCCCAAACCUCCCGACUUCCAAUUCUCAGCUCGUAUGCCCAACAUCAGCGCCCAGGAUCUCGAGGUGGUGAAGCUGACUGCACUUUUUGUCGCGAAGAAUGGCCGGCAGUUCAUGACGACGCUUUCGCAACGAGAGACCGGAAACUACCAAUUUGAUUUUCUGCGACCAAAUCAUAGUUUGCAUAAUUUCUUCCAGCAUCUGAUCGACCAAUAUUCCAUGUUAUUACGAGCUGGUGGCAUCGAUGGUGAGGGGGGCAAGGUACAGCAGGAGCGUGUUGCCGAAUUACAGCGAAAUAUUGACGACAAGUUUCACGUCCUGGCGCGCGCGAAGCAACGAGCCGAAUGGCUGAAGCAUCAAGAGACCGAGAAACAGAAAAAGGAAGAGGAAGCCGAGAAGGAGAAGAUGUCGUAUCAGCAGAUCGACUGGCACGACUUUGUCGUUGUCGAGACGGUGCUCUUUACCGAUGCAGACGAUCAAGCAAAUCUCCCACCACCGACUUCUCUAAAUGACCUGCAAUACGCGUCUCUCGAGCAGAAAGCCAGGUCCUCUGUCAGUGCCAACCUCCGCAUCGAAGAAGGCUUCCCUUCGGAAGAAGACAGCAACUUCAAUGGAUAUGCAGCGCAAGCCAACUACAACCUUCCACAACAUCCUUCAUAUCCUCCACAGCCCAUGGUAGGUGUACAACCGACCUAUCAGCCCCAACAAAUGCCACCGCCCCAACUGGCAUAUCAUAUGGCGCCACCGCCAAGAUCAAAUGGCAUGCAGGAGGAUGAGGAAUCACAGCGGAUUCGCGAGAGAGAAGAGGCUCGCGCCCGAAUGCAGCAAGCCCAGGCCGAAGCCAAGGGAAGGGCUGCGCCGAUGAAGAUCAAGGAGAACUACGUCCCGCGAGCCGCCGCGCGCGCAGCGAAUAGGCAAGGAACUCAGACGGCGCUUUGCCCCAACUGCAAGGAGCAAAUUCCCAUGAACGAGCUGGAGGAGCACAUGCGGAUCGAGCUCCUUGAUCCUCAGUGGAAGGAGCAAAAGGCCAAGUCCGAGUCUCGAUACGCCACAACGAACCUGAGUCAUGCCGACAUGGCUAAUAACCUGAAGCGGUUUGCCAGCCAACGUGGAGACCUAUUUGACGGUGUCACCGGACAACCCAUUAACGAAGAAGAAGCGUCACGCCGGAAGAGAGCCGCCUUGAACAGCUUCGAUGGCAACUUGGAGGGACGCAGCCAAGCACACGUCAAUCACCUGCAGAGUGUAAAUGUGGAUGAACAGAUUGCGAGAAUCCAUCAACGGUUCGCAAAGGAAAAAGAGCAAGGUCUUUGA